Polyodon spathula (Mississippi paddlefish) is the source of this 3838-nucleotide messenger RNA. Its product is annotated as serine/threonine-protein kinase SIK2-like. Gene Ontology annotation, biological process: protein phosphorylation; intracellular signal transduction; microtubule cytoskeleton organization. The record is from RefSeq and is a predicted model, not a curated record. The transcript has 14 exons. Gene Ontology annotation, cellular component: cytoplasm. NCBI's taxonomy places the organism in Eukaryota, Metazoa, Chordata, Actinopteri, Acipenseriformes, Polyodontidae. Gene Ontology annotation, molecular function: protein serine/threonine kinase activity; ATP binding; tau-protein kinase activity. The coding region runs from base 256 to 2595 and encodes 779 amino acids.
CUGUUGCCUGCUACUGGAACGUACAGAAAGUGUACAAUGCGGCCACCACUGAAACACAGUAAACUAAACAACUUUUAAUAACUGUAAAAGUGUGUUUGUAUUCUAUUUGAAGCACUGGAUUAAAUUCCUGAUAUCUAUGGAAGAAGUGUUCUGUAAAAGUUUACUGUGUAUGACUUAUAAAAGAUAAGGAUAAGCGCACACGCUGCAAAAAAACAACCCCUCAGCUGUCAGUUUGGAAUAUUAAAAGAUUACAUCAUGGGGAUCAUGUCAGAAUGUAGCCCUGUGCCUGCUACCAGCCAGCCCCAAGGAAGACCGCUCCAAGUCGGAUUUUACGAAAUAAUUAAAACGCUUGGAAAGGGCAAUUUUGCUGUUGUUAAACUGGCCAGGCACAAAGUAACCAAAACUCAGGUUGCCAUUAAAAUUAUUGACAAAACCAGACUGGACCCCUCAAACCUCGAAAAGAUAUACAGAGAAGUUGAAAUCAUGAAGCUGCUGAAUCACCCGCACAUUAUUAAGCUUUACCAGGUGAUGGAGACUAAAGAUAUGCUGUAUAUUGUAACAGAAUAUGCUAAAAAUGGAGAAAUGUUCGAUUAUUUGACAUCCUAUGGGCGCAUGAUUGAAAGUGAUGUGCGCAAGAAGUUCUGGCAGAUCCUAACAGCAGUGGAUUACUGUCACAGGCACAACAUCGUUCACAGAGACCUGAAAAUGGAGAACCUCUUGUUAGAUGCAGAUAUGAAUAUUAAACUGGCAGAUUUUGGCUUUGGGAACUUCUAUAAGUUGGGUGACCCUCUUUCUACGUGGUGUGGGAGCCCUCCCUAUGCAGCCCCAGAAGUAUUUGAAGGAAAGGAGUAUGAAGGACCCCCGGUGGACAUAUGGAGCCUGGGUGUGGUGCUUUACGUGUUAGUUUGUGGGUCCCUGCCCUUUGAUGGAGCCAGCUUGCCAGCACUGAGGCAGAGAGUACUGGAGGGUCGAUUUCGCAUUCCUUUCUUUAUGUCACAAGAUUGUGAGAACCUUAUUUGCAGAAUGCUUGUGGUAGACCCAGCAAAACGCAUCACAAUUUCCCAGAUAAAGCAGCACCGCUGGAUGCUGGCGGACCCUUCAGUGCAGCAGCAGACUAACCACUUUUCUGUCGAGGACUAUAACUCCAACCUGGGUGACUACAAUGAGCAGGUCCUGGGAAUCAUGCAGACCCUGGGCAUCGACAGGCAGAGGACGGUUGAGUCACUACAAAACAGCAGCUACAACCACUUUGCUGCAAUUUACUACCUUCUGCUGGAGACAGUAAAGGAGCAUCGAAACAACCAGAUCAUAAACAGUCAGUCUGGAACUGAACAGCGGCAAUCCAGGAGCACCCACAAGAACACCACAGCAGAAGUACCUCAGAAAACCUUAAGCAAUGACUGCAUGAGAACGGCUCUUAAAUGUCCAGCCAGCCAAAUCGUACCAAAAUCUCCCUUUCACACAGAUAUGGAAUGUGAUUCUAAUGGCUUGUUCCAGCAGGCUGUGUACCCAGUGGAGGCCAGUUUUAGUGGGUUGCUGCGCAAUCGAUCCAUCUCACCGAACAGCAUGCUAGAGACCACCAUCAGUGAGGAGGUGCGACAGGAAGACAUGGAUGAAGAAGAAGGGGUACAGGCACUCAUAACCCCCCAUAUCCCAAACAAUACAAGCAGGAGGCACACACUGGCCGAGGUCUCUACACACUUCCACCAGUGCAGCCCACCUUGUAUAGUUGUCUCCUCCUCAGUGAGAACCUCAGAUGGGAUCUGCUCUGCCAGCUGCCUCACUUCCUGUUCCUCCUCCAGUGACAGCCCAAUGCUAGCAAGAGGAGGCCACGUUGUCCACCAGGCCUCACAGGCUAACCGAGCUGCUACCAGUAUGAGCCCUCCAUUUGCCAACACGCAGUCUGCCACACCCUUAUUGCAGGCCCAAGGCUGCCUAGGAGGCGCAAACCGUCUGUCCGUCAGUUUCCAAGAGGGCAGAAGAGCCUCAGACACCUCAUUGACCCAAGGUCUAAAGGCAUUCCGUCAGCAGCUGCGGAAAAACACUAGGACGAAGGGCCUCCUUGGGCUCAACAAGAUCAAGGGCCUUGCCCGGCAGAUGUGCCAGUUUCCAUCAUUCAGAUCUGGAAGGAAUAGCUUUCGUCCCUUUUUAAACCCUCAACUGGAAACCACUGCAGGCCUCUGCAGCACAGGGAGUGGCAGGGACAGGAUAAUACUGGAGGAAUUGUUGCAUCAGCAGAGAAUGUUACAGCUUCAGCACCAACAGCCAACCCAGUUUGUCAGUCAGCACUCUAUCACUCCCUCAGUCCUGUUGACCCCUGCUGCCUAUCUGCCUGAGAGCAUGGUCAAGAAGAAAACCAUCUCCUUAUUAGCUGAGCUGCAGCAAGAUCAUUCCUUUGAACUAGCCUGCGGAGCUGCUGCCUCUCGGAUCCACAACCAUCAUCAUCACCAACUGCAGCAGCAGCAGAAACAACAACAGGCAUGCCUCGUGGAGGCCAGUGUCUCUUCAGUCUAUUCUACAGCCCACCUGCUGGAGACAAACUUGUAUAUCAAUGGUAACAGAACUCAACAACCACGUUUCAGUGUAAUGGGAUAGCUGAUGUUUUGUUAGUUUUCCAGCAACAGGGUGUUAAUAAUCAUAAUUACAGUGUGGUGGCCAGCUGAACCAGAGUUGCUCUGAGGACAGGCAAAAUGUGGUGUUCCUCGAACCCAUUUUUUGUAUUUCAAAUUACAGAUGUGUUUAGUUAAAGUGCUUCCACCUUCACUCAAUUAUUUUAUGGCACAGGUAACUCUGCACUCGGUUUUGUGUUCUGGUAAGAUACCGUUUCUUACCAGAAACUGAGUCGCCUGUGCUUUAUGCACAUUGGAAGUGUUUUACAUAAAUUGACCAUUUAUUUGUUUUGAGAUUAAACACAGCUGGACUGGCUUGUUUAUUAUGACACAAACCAUUGCUUAUAUGGGACAGGAUAGACUGUUAAUCUGCAUCUUGGUAUACAGGAAUCAAUGCUCACAAUAUAGUUUGUUGGGAACCACAUCUAUGCAAGAAAAACAGAACAUAACAACUUUGAUUUUAGAAUGUCCAAAAUGGGACUGCAAAAGAAGGGAACAUUGAGGGUCAUUUAGAAGGGAAUAUACCAGGGUAAAAAUGUUCCUUAUAUUUGCCUUAGAUGGCCUAUAGUGUUACAGUCUGAACUGUCUAUCCAGCAUUUUUGGAAAUGAUGAUCUCAAUCCCUGUUUACUUUAGCAAAGAGAUUGUAGAUUAUGUUCCAACUGUAUUUUUUACACUAAAUCCUAUCCCAUUAUACCCCCUUAUAUAAAAUUCCUCAUAUCAACCAGGUUUUACCUCAGCUUUAUUGUAGCUAUUUAUUAAGCUGUAGGCAUUUUAUUAUUUGAAAUACCGGCUCUUCCAAAAAUGAACAAUAGGCUUUGUGGCAUGUGCAAUAAUCUAUAAUGAAGCACAGACCUUGUUGGUGUUCAUUGAAAAACUUUUGUUAGCUGACAUUUUUAUAUAGGAAACUGAAGUUCCACUGUUUUUUAGUUUUAAGGGUAUUUACAGUUAUAAAAAAAAAAAAGUUAAAGCUGGCUAUUAUCAACUGUAUUUGACAAGACAAAGCUACACCAAGUCUUUUAGCUUUUACCUAGUGCCAACUGCACAGCUGGUAUAUGUGUCUAAAAACAGCAAGUCUGAUAUACAGUACGAACUGGAUGCAUUUUGUAUGAGGUGGAACCAAUAUUCCAGGCUGGCAAGAUGACUAUUCUACAAGAUCAGUUUUUUGUGUUGGUCAUGGGAUUACAAAGCUACACUUACCAUACCUGACUCUACCCAAGUGAUCAGCACA